Messenger RNA from Etheostoma cragini (Arkansas darter), 11993 nucleotides. Its product is annotated as glutamate receptor ionotropic, NMDA 2B-like. NCBI's taxonomy places the organism in Eukaryota, Metazoa, Chordata, Actinopteri, Perciformes, Percidae. Gene Ontology annotation, cellular component: plasma membrane; postsynaptic membrane; postsynaptic density membrane. The record is from RefSeq and is a predicted model, not a curated record. The coding region runs from base 1351 to 6543 and encodes 1730 amino acids. Gene Ontology annotation, molecular function: NMDA glutamate receptor activity; transmitter-gated monoatomic ion channel activity involved in regulation of postsynaptic membrane potential. Gene Ontology annotation, biological process: synaptic transmission, glutamatergic; excitatory postsynaptic potential; monoatomic ion transport. The transcript is spliced from 18 exons.
CACACCGGUUUGAUUCCUGGAUAUUUGUUGAAAGGCACCCCUCUCCCCCUCCUCUUCAUCUCUCUCUCUCUCUCUCUCUCUCUCUCUUUCUCUCUCACACUCUUUCAAUGAAUACUAAUGCAGCGAGUGGGCACACCUCCCUUCCUCCUAUCUUUUUCACAGGGAUGGGCGGGAGAGGGGAGACAGAGCAAUUCCAGCUCAGUAUCCUGCCUCAUGAGGCAGGCAGUGCUUGACUAGCAGCAGCCCCCAAUGCCUUUUUUUAUUCUCCCACUGAGCAAUAUUGGUGAGACUGUGCAUUGCUGCUGCAACAAUGUCUAACCUGUGUGAGUGGCAUGUGAUAUCAGACCAGAGUUGAGAGAGAGGAAAGGACAUCUGUGCCUGCUUUUUGUCAUCUGGAUGGGAAGUCUUUUCUGGGAGGAGAGACAGAAGAAAGCAGAAGGCAGCCGGGGAAGGGGAAAAACUGGCAUUAGCCAAUCCCCCCUUCCACACAUAGACUGGAGACAACGGAGACCACUGGAGUAUUUGCUUUUAUCUUUCGUUUUUUGUUCUUUUUUUUUCUCAUCGCGCUGCUGGGAGGUGCUUUACCUUUUCAUUUGCUUGCUCUCUCGGUCCUCUGUCUUCUCAUCUAUUUCGCCAUUUACCUGGUCAACAAUUUCUUCUAUUUAUGAGCCAAACAAGGAGGGAGAGAGAGAGAGGCAGAGAGACAGAAGAAAAGAGAAAGAGGAGGGGGAUUUCUUUUUUUGGCCCCCUUAUUCUCUUUUUGUCCCCUUCGUUCAUUCUUCCUUCCCUCUCCAUCGCUAUCACUUGCAGCCCUUUCUAUCCCUGUGCUACCCACGCUCCCUCCUCCCCUACCGCCUCCCUCCUUCUCCUCUUCCUCCUCUUCCUCCUCUCCACCACACCACUCCGCUCACUGUCCACCCGUAACUUUGGCUACUUUUUUGAUUCCACCAGUGUUUUAAUUUCCUUACUUCAAAAAACCCAACUCUUUUAAUUGGCUUGCUUGUAUUUUCUAUUUACGCCUUUUUUCACUUUUGUACCUUUUCCUAUCCCCCCUUCUCUUUUUUUUCCUCCUACCAUCCUAUGCAUCUUUUUUGGGCGAUUCUUAAUUCUAACCGUAGACUGGCGGACGUCAGACAAGCACGCGACGCCAGACAUCUCUUCGGAGGAGUGAAGGGGAGAACAGAAGCGAAGCUGCUCCUGUGGAGUACAAUUAACUCGAAUUUGCUGCUUUACCCUCUUGACCUGUUGAGGAUUUUACCUAAAACUGCUUUUAGCCUCCCUCAGUCUGAGGCUAUGAGAGGGAGAGAGGAGUCCCAGGCCGCACCAUCAUGCUACUUCUGAGACGCUGGGAUGAGACUCUGGCUGGCAAAACACAAGGUAUUACCCUCCCACUACUCCACCAUGCCUGUCUGCGUUUGCCGCAGCCUCUCCUCACCUCGGGGCCAUGCUGGGGCCUCCUCCUCCGCCCCCUCGGUCGCCCAGGAGCAGGAGAGGCGAGUCCGACCACUACAUCCACCCCCGCCUCCGUCGCUUCAGCGCCACACCAGCGCCUCCCACUGCCUCUCGCUUCUUCUCCUGCUGCUCUGCCUUCUCCACCUGCCCCCGGCCUGCCACUCACGGAGAGAGAAAGGCGGGGGAGGUGGUGGGGGAGGAGGCGGGGGUGGUGGCGGCGGCGGCCACUACAUCCCCAUCCCCCAACCCCCUCCCCACCACAUGGCUCUGCCCAACAUCCUGCGCGGCCUCAGCAUUGCCGUUGUCCUGGUGGGCAACUCCAGCGAGGUGGCGCUAGCCGGGGCGCGGGAGAAGGACGACUUCCUGCACAUGGCGCCCAACGUGGAAGUGCUGACCAUGAAUGAGACGGACCCUAAAAGCAUCAUCAAGAGCAUCUGUGACCUAAUGACGGAUCACUGGCUGCAGGGCGUGGUGUUUGGGGACGACACUGACCAGGAGGCCAUUGCCCAAAUCCUGGACUUCAUCUCAGCCCAGACCCACAUCCCCAUCCUCGGAGUCCGCGGGGGCUCCUCCAUGAUCAUGGCCGCCAAGGAUGACGACUCCAUGUUCUUUCAGUUCGGCCCCUCCAUCGAGCAGCAGGCUUCGGUCAUGCUAAAUAUCAUGGAGGAGUACGACUGGUACAUCUUCUCCAUCGUCACCACGUACUACCCGGGUUACCAGGACUUUGUCACCAAGAUCCGUAGCACCAUCGAGAACAGCUUUGUGGGCUGGGAACUGGAGGAAGUUAUACUGCUCGACAUGUCCGUAGACGACGGAGAUUCAAAGAUCCAAAACCAGCUGAAGAAGCUGCAGAGCCCCGUCAUUCUUCUCUACAGCACAAAAGAAGAGGCCAACACCAUCUUCGAGGUGGCUCACUCUGUUGGGAUCACGGGCUACGGCUACACGUGGAUAGUGCCCUCGCUGGUAGCUGGAGACACCAUUGUAGUGCAUGCAGAGUUCCCCACAGGUCUGCUUUCCGUGUCCUAUGACGAGUGGGACUACAACCUGGAGGCCCGCGUUCGCGACGGCGUGGCCAUCAUCACUAUGGCAACCUCCACCAUGAUGAUGGACCGCGGACCUCACACUUUGCUGAAGUCUGAGUGCCACGGAGCUCCGGACAAGAAGACCCCCAUCUCAGGCAACCCCAACGAAGUGCUCAGGUACCUGAUGAAUGUGACUUUUGAGGGGCGAAACCUGUCGUUCAGCGAGGACGGAUACCAGAUGCACCCCCAGCUGGUCAUCAUUCUGCUCAACAAGGAGAGACAGUGGGAGAGGGUGGGGAAGUGGGAGAACGGUUCCCUGUCCAUGAAGUACCACGUGUGGCCUCGCUAUGAACUAUAUGGGGGGGCAGCAAACAGGGAGGACGACCACCUGUCCAUCGUGACGUUGGAGGAGGCUCCGUUCGUCAUCGUGGAAGACGUGGAUCCGCUCAGCGGGACGUGCAUGAGGAACACUGUGCCCUGCCGGAAACAGAUCAAAAUCCUCAAUCAGACCAAGGAUUCAGGGAUCUACAUAAAGCGCUGCUGUAAGGGAUUCUGCAUUGACAUCCUGAAGAAGAUUGCCAAGCAGGUGAAGUUCACCUACGACCUUUACCUGGUCACUAAUGGUAAACACGGCAAGAAGAUCAACGGGACAUGGAACGGCAUGGUGGGAGAGGUGGUGUUGAAAAAUGCCCACAUGGCCGUCGGCUCCUUGACCAUCAACGAGGAGAGGUCGGAGGUCAUUGACUUUUCCGUCCCCUUCAUUGAAACGGGUAUCAGCGUCAUGGUGUCCCGUAGCAACGGCACCGUUUCGCCCUCGGCCUUCUUAGAGCCAGGUUUUAAUGCAUUUAUAUCAGUAAUGAUGUUUACUGCGGCCCUUUGCAGCCAUUCCCCCUCCAUCUCCCUUUUUCCAGGAUUCAGCUGUCCUAUAACCACGGCUGUGUUUCUUUCAGAGCCUCACGGCCCGUCCUUUACCAUCGGUAAGGCCAUCUGGCUGCUGUGGGGGCUGGUCUUUAACAACUCUGUGCCGGUGCAGAACCCCAAAGGCACCACCAGUAAGAUCAUGGUGUCCGUGUGGGCCUUCUUUGCUGUCAUCUUCCUGGCCUCCUACACUGCCAACCUGGCUGCUUUCAUGAUCCAGGAGGAAUAUGUGGACCAGGUAACUGGGCUCUCAGACAAAAAGUUCCAGAGUCCCAACGACUUCUCACCUCCGUUUCGGUUUGGCACUGUCCCAAAUGGGAGUACGGAGAGAAACAUCAGGAACAACUAUCCAGAAAUGCACGGCUACAUGACCAAGUUUCAUCAGAGAAACGUCAACGAGGCCCUGGCCUCUCUCAAGGCCGGCAAACUAGAUGCUUUCAUUUACGACGCGGCUGUACUGAACUACAUGGCCGGCAGGGACGAGGGCUGCAAGCUGGUGACCAUUGGCAGCGGCUACAUCUUUGCCACCACGGGGUACGGCAUCGCCAUCCAGAAGGAGUCGCUCUGGAAGAGACAUGUGGACCUGGCCAUCCUGCAGCUCUUCGGAGACGGUGAGAUGGAGGAGCUGGAGUCCCUGUGGCUGACGGGGAUCUGCCACCACGAGAAGAACGAGGUGAUGUCCAGCCAGCUGGAUGUGGACAACAUGGCCGGCGUCUUCUACAUGCUCGGCGCCGCCAUGGCUCUGUCGCUCAUCACCUUCAUCUGCGAGCACUGGUUCUACUGGCAGCUGCGCUUCUGCUUCAUGGGCGUCUGCUCCGGCCAGCCCGGCUUCGUCUUCUCCAUCAGCAGGGGCAUAUACAGCUGUAUCCACGGUGUGCAGAUUGAGGAGAAGAGCAGCUCGGCAUUGAACUCCCCAUCAGCCACCAUGAACAACACCCAUUCCAACAUUAUGCGUCUCCUACGCACCGCCAAGAACAUGGCCUCCCUGUCGGGGGUGAACGGCUCACCCCACAGCGCUCUGGACUUCAUCCGCCGGGAAUCCUCUGUUUAUGACAUCUCUGAACACCGGCGCAGCUUGGCGGGCCACUCCGACUGCAAGCCACCUUACAUCCCGGAAGACAACAUGUUCAGCGACUACAUCAGUGAGGUGGAGAGGACGUUUGGGAACCUCCACCUGAAGGACAGUAAUCUGUACCAGGACCACUACAUGCACCACCAUGGCUCAACACUGGGGCUCAGCGGACCAGCGCCCAACAGGCCCCACAGUCUGGGCAGUGCUAGUUCUCUGGAGGGGGGCAUGUUCGACUGUGACAGCCUUGGCGGAGGGAUGGCCCCUAUUUUCACCACCCAGCCAUGCUCAGCAUUGACCCACAGGAACAUGAGCAAGUUUGACCUGCUGUCUGGACAGACUCCCCCCUCAGGCCAGAGCUUUAAAGGAGGCCUGCCGGACCUGUAUGGGAAGUUCUCCUUUAAGGGAGGUGCCUCAAGUUCCACGUUUAUCCCUGGGCACGGCUACUGUGGAGGGAGAGGAGAUGACGAUGGGAAUAUACGCUCGGAUGUUUCGGACAUUUCUACACACACAGUAACUUAUGGGAACCUGGAGGGUAAUGCCAAGAAGCGCAAACAAUACCGCGAUAGCCUGAAAAAGAGGCCGGCCUCUGCCAAGUCCAGACGGGAGCUGGACGAGAUCGAGCUGGGCUACAGGAGGAAACCCUACCACAUCAGCCACCACCAUUACCACGGCCACCGCGCUACCUCCCCACCGCUUUUGCCCGCUGAACGGAAGAGAGGAGGAGGAGGUGGAGGAGGUAACAACGAUGGGAACUCCUAUCUCUUCAGAGAAAAGGAGAGCGUUAGGGAUUUUUAUUUGGACCAGUUUCGGCCCAAAGAGGGCGUCCCUCAGUGGGAACAUGUGGACCUGACGGAGGGCCCUGGGAGUAGAGAUGGAGGAGUGGCGACCUGCACCACCCUGGUUCCAGUGGAUGACUUUCUUAAGGGCAAACCCAAAAAGUCAGAUUCAAAGAGUGGGGGAGGAUCUGGGCUGGCAGGGGGAGAGUGGGAGUGCAGGAACUGUCGGGCUAGCGGGGUAGGAGUGGGCAAGCAGAUGUCCAUGCAUGGAGGAGGAGGUGUGGGUGUUGGGUACGGUGGUGGUAUGAGCUGCGGGUCCUCUGGAGGCGGAGGAAACAGCCGCCCCAGCUCUGCAACCUGCAUGCGCUGUGAGGGUUGCAAAAAGACAGGCACCCUCUACGAUAUCAGCGAGGACAACAACCACCUAUUGGAACAGAUGGGGGGAGGGAAAGGCGGAGGAGGAGGAGGCGGCAUGGGCGCAGGCCCUCAGUCUCAACCUCAGGGCCAGCAGAGGAGAAAGAGUGGAGGAUUGGGCAAACCACUGAGGCGGCAGCACUCGUAUGACGCGUUUGUGGACCUUCAGAAAGAGGAGUCAGGUGGGAUGGGAAGUCUGAUGGGCCUAGGGGGGGUUGGAGGGAUGGGUGGUGCGGGUAUGGGAGGGAUGCUGCCCCCACCCAGGAGUGUUAGCUUGAAGGAGAAAGAACGCUACAUGGAGGGCUCCAGCCCCUUUGCAAACAUAUUUGAGCGUCACGGGGGCUCGGAGCGAGAAAGGGAAAGAGACCGGGAACCAUUGUUUUACGCAGGUGAGGGCCGGAAAAGACCCGGCUCACCAUUCGGCCUGUUCAGAGGCGGCGAGGGCCUCCACCGCCGCUCCAUCGGAGAGAGAGACAUGCAAGACCGGGACAGGUCUUUGAUGGAAGGAGGAGGUGGGGGAGGGUUCUCUCUAUCUAAAUCUCUUUACCCCGACAGGGUAAACCAAAACCCCUUCAUACCCACCUUUGGGGACGACCAGUGUCUGAUGCACGGAGCCAAACAAUAUUACAUGAAAAAGCAACAGCAGCAGCAACAAGUUGCCAAAAACAGCCGAAGUGACUUCAGGAGCCAGAUGAGCACGACGUCAUAUCUGCCGGCGUCUGCCACGGCCGGGGUAAUGUCCAACGUGACCCCCCGGUUCCCGAAAGAGCUCAGCCACGGUGGAAUGAACCACCACGGCUCCAUGCUGGGGGUGGGACCUCCGCGUCCCUUCAACGGAAGCAAUGGCCAUGUGUACGAGAAACUCUCCAGCAUUGAGUCUGACGUGUGAGAACAAAACGGAAAAAGGGGGAGGGGGGAGCGGACAAUGGCGAGGAAGGACUGGGGUGGGGGUGGGUGGAAUAGAGGCAUGUACUAGUGUUAAGAGAUCAGGGAUGAUUUUAAAAGACACUGUCCACACACUGCAAGCCUAGCCCAUAUUGGGACAGCACGAUUAGGUAAGAGAGGAGAGACUGGGACAUAGAGAAAUAAGAGUUCAAAAUCUUGUUUUAGCAAAAAAAACUAAUCUGGGUUAAAAAAUCAGGACACUCUGAGGAGGUUUGGGAUGUUAACCCCCUCUCAGAAACGGCCAAAGCGACUCUACUUUUCUGUCCACUCACAGUCAAUCAACAUCCCCUCCUCAACAUCACACGAAUGCGCUCGCCUCCCCAAGUCCAUCAUUUUCACCCACCAGUGACGCAGAAGUCAAUGUACUCGGUGAUUGUCGCCAAGAGGCGACAGCUCAUCUAUUAGUUUGAUACUGGACGUGUGAGCCUGGUGCGAUGCCACUGGCUGUCGACGCGAGAGCUCCCGCCGAGGCUCCUCUGAGGAAAAGACUGCGAGAGCGAGCGGCCCAGCUGCCCCUGUGUCACCGCAGAACAGAGACGUAGUCACGCUUACCGGGGCCGCGACGCGGGAGAUGACUCGUGCUCCUCUCUCUGGAGGGAGACAGACCCGGACUGUCCCUCUCCUCUCCUCUCCGUCCCAUCUCAACUCUCUCCCCCCCCAACCCUAACCCCCCUCUCCUCUCCCUUCCUCCUCCUCAUCCCCCGACGCCAAAUGAGCUGAUCUUGUUUGCUUUGAGAAAUACAAUCAUGAAUGAUAAUAAGAUAUUCUUAUAGAAAAAAACAGGGUAUAAAAACAACAAUAAUAUUGAUAACAUUGUGAAUAACAAAGAUGUUAGUGCUGAUUAUGAAAUCACUUAAGUUUUUUUUUUAUAUUGGUACGAUAUUUCACUACUGUUUCAGUACCUGGAGUUGUAUCCUGUCUGCCUCCUGGCAGCAGGACGGUUGUUCUAAGUUCCACCAUCAAGCCACAAAGACUGAGUCCUUAACUUCUUCUUCUUUUCUUUAUUAAUGGUUUCUGUAGAAUAUUCUACUUCAUGCUCAUGCAUUCAUUUGCUCCUUGUAGGGAAAAAAAUUGGAUGUGGAAAGACAUUUAGAGCUGACAGAUCCUUCUUUGAUGUUUCAAGACGUUACAAAUUAAGUGCACACACACACACACACACACACACACACACACACACAUGCAGAUUUUGUCGGCCUGAACUUGUGUUACUGUGAUUGACGCGUUUCGUCCGAGCGCUGAAGAUGCUGAGAGGAAGGACAUGCCUUAAUGGUCUCCAGUGGACGUGUCCUCGGGUUUACAUGCCGUCCUCACGCGACAGUCAGCCCCGGGACAGACCGGCAUGCUUUUUUAGGCUCCUCGGUGACUCUCUUUCUCUCUAUUGAGCCGAAACUGCAGUGAAAAUUUAAAGCAAGGCUUUGAGACAUUGCAGCUGAUGGUUUAGAUACAAGAGGAGCUGUUUUAUAACUUCGUAAGAAAACAAAUUCAUAUGUCGAAUGUGGGCAAUGCUUCACGAACCAGAUGUAUUUUUAGGAUGUCACGUAUAGACCAACCGCGUCUCACUUCACAACACGGCAGCCUUUAGACCACUUCUUUUAUUCAGGUUACAUGAUAACAGUCGCCAGACACUCACCUUUCUUUUCCCGCCUGUCACCAGUAUCUCGUAGAAGGCGUAACUUAUUCACUCACGGGAGCAGUCUGAGAGGCGUGCACAGAAGACUUUGUUUGUACAUUGUGUAUGAUAACUAUAUGCACUGCUGUUUAUGUUGGCAAAAAUGUGUAGGAAAAGUGAUGUUGCCCCGUGACAGUAGUGAUGCUGAUUUAAAGCGGGAGCCGAGGACGAUGUCGAUUGGACAGAGGCCUCUCUGACACUGACAGGCGUCUGGGAGGCGGCCAUCUUGCGAACGCUUCCGGCUUUUCACUUUAAGUGAUGUAGAUAGUCUUUAUUUAUGUAUUUAUUGAUUUUGCUGGAGAGGCUUCAUUGUGUUGCACAGGACCUUUUUACUCGGCGCAGGUUCAGACUCUUCAGUAGACAUGCCUUAUCAUCCCAUCACCAUGCCCCUCCUCCCCCCCCCCCCAGAGCUACCUGAUGAGGACUCAUCAUGUUAACUGUAAAAAUGUACUAUUAAAAGGUUUGAUCUUCGAUUAGCUGGCGGCGUCAGAAGUUCAAGGGCUGCGGGAGAUUGCGAAGGAGUGCUGGCCUGAGACUGGAGCUGCUGGAGUGUGUAGAGGGGGAUCUUUAUCUCAUUCCCUAAUCUAAAUGCACCAAUGUAAUAGGUUGGCCUGCGUGUGUGUGGAAGGAAGCAAAUCACGAUUAAAUGAUAACUGUUUUUUUUUUUCCUGAUAACUAUUCAUCAGUUCAACAGCCUCUCCUCCUACUCCUCCCUCGCUCCGCAGACAACACCAUCAAAGUGAGACUGAUCGAGUUAGCCUUAAAUCAAACUGAUCCAUCCGUCUAUCCCCCUCUACCCCGCCCCGCAACCCCAUGACUCUCCUAAUGAAUAGAUUGGGAUCUCUGGAAUUUUUUAUACACGCACAUUUUUGAGGGUUCAGGUCAACCGUUAUCAGCGAGGCGGUGUAACAAGGAGAACAGGAAAUGACGGGGAAAUAAGAAAGAGCAGAAGAAGAGAGACUUUGGAGUGGGCACCAAUCAGUGUCAGCAUUUGUACGUUCAAUCUUUUCCUUGUAAAUAAUAUAUUUAAAACUCUUUUCACUUUGUACAGUCAACAGACAGACAGGAUGUAACUUUCACUAUGUUUUACAGCAAUUUAAGAAAUAAACAAAACAAUAAAAAAAACUGAUAAAAAUGAAAAAAGUCAUCGACAAAAAGUAUGCAAAAAUAUACUUAAGACACAAAUAUUACUAAUCAUAAGUGAUAUAAUUGAACCUUUUUACUUUAAGUCUCAUGUUUACUUAAUUAUAAUAGUUUACCAAUCAGUAUACUUAUUAUGUUAAGAAUUAUGCUUUUUUUCAUAUUUUCACUAAAGUGUUGGAAAUCGAGGAUUCUUUACUGUAGGUGUAGACGUCUGGUGAUAAAAAGGGGGAAAGUUUAGUUUUAGGAGUCUUUGCUAAGUUUCCCUUGAAUUGUGUUAGAUUCUGUCUUUUAAGGUAAGCUCUUCAUGCUUUUUGAGAUCAAUUCAAUUAUCUACACAUUUAUGGAAUACAAUAUUACGUGUAUACAUAGAUGAUAUUUGCAUAUAGAGGCAGUAUAUUGUGAUCCUUCAUUUAUAAGCAGCAAUCCUUGUUAAAAACUUACAAGAUAUUUGUGUUUUUGUUGCCCUUUUUUUUUCUUUUUUUUUUUCUCACCGGGGCUCUUUAAUGGUUAUUGCACACAGAAUUUAGAGCCAUCGUCGGCCUGGCCUAUCCUCUUCCCUCUCUAUGUUUGGGAUAGACAUCACUGUGGUAAAGGAAUACACACACAUGCAUACACACACACACACACACACACAUAUGCACACACAUGCACGCUGGACAGUCCCCAGUGUUGACGGCGGUGAUAUCGCUGAGGAUUCUGAACACAAUCUUGUGGGAAAACCACCCGUGAGUGUAGUUUCAUCUCAUUGAGAAUCCAUUUAAAGCUGAAAUGCAUUUGUGCAACCCCUUAUUAUUAAAAGGUGCAACAUUUGUUCUGUCAUCUCUCAUUUUAUGUAGAGUUUUGCUUCAGGGGAAUCAACUGCUGUUGCUAUAGUCAAGCUCACAUAUUGCUAAACUGUUAUUACAGUAGACAGUAAGCCUGAUACUGACUUAUGUUUGUGCUUGCUUCUCAGUACGAAACUGGAAGUAGAAUUUGUUUUGCACUUAUGCAAUUUUGACCCCAUGCAGUCAAAAUCUGCCCCCCCCCCCCCCCCCCCCCCCCCCCCCCCCCCCCCCCCACACACACACUUCCGCAUGGUACUGAUUCCAAUAAGUCUUUAUGAUCUUCGCCUCAGCCCUGAGAGAACAAAUUCAUCUCUCUUCUGUUUUUCUCCUCAACUGCUUUCAUGUCUAGAGGGUUGAUUGAAAAGUGAAAAAUGUAUCCGUGCACGUAAACUCUGUGUAGUUUUGCAUAUAUUUCAAACCAGCCACCACGCUCCUCCUCCCUUAUUUGCAAUAUAAAAAAAACAGGAUGACCAAACUGAAAAAAAAAAGCUCUUACUGUACGCGGUAUGUGCUACUUCAUCACUUCCUGUUUUUUUUCCCCCUGUGUUGGAAAGGGUUGUAGGGCCAUUUUCCAGCUGCUGGUUCGGAAGUCAAGGUGCACCUGACACUGUGGUAAACAUGCUACCAUCAGGCCUUUACCACCUCCAGCUGCUCUGCUCUGCAGCCAGCGUGUGCAGGCCGGGCAGUGACGCAGAGCAAAGCCCGACUCGUCACAAGUCUUUAUUUCCCUUACGGCCGAAUCGGUCCCGGGCUCUCUGCACACGAGCAUGCCACAACACAUUUGUUCUAAUGGGUCGCGUAGAGCAAAAACAACAACACUGUGUCACAUUUUUACAACACAAGACACGGCCGUGGCAAAGUCAGCGGGGCUGAAACAUCCUGAAGGUGGAGGAUGUAAAUAUCACCUCAGCUGACGUGUUUUGUCUGUCAGGGAUACUGACACGUGGGACAAAAUGAGAGCAUGACGUGGUCGGCUACAGGGAUCGAUGUACCGGUUAAACUGACUCGUGAAAAUGUAUUUUUUUGUAUGUCUUUGAGGAAAAGGUAUUUGACAUCGGUAUUUUUAGCAUAUUGAGUUGCUAAUUACGUAUUCACACAUGCAGAUAAGAAGGAUUAUACUGUGAUAUUAUAUGAUUAAGUUGUUGUGAAGGUCAAUUAGUAAUUAAGCUGCUUAUAAUUUUCCAAUUCACCCUAAUUCAUUGCAGAACUUGGUUACUCAUAUUUUAAAGUUGUAUCUGUGUGUACCUGUAUUAAUAUGCAUUGAUAUUGCUUUAUAUUGAUGCGACAUUUUCUAUUAAAUUGUGUACAGUUUUGUUUAAUAUUGCUAUUUUCCAUCCUCCUCAUUGGUACAGUUAAGAAAGGACGGCUUUAGCUGAAUGAAAAAUGACAUAAGGGGUUGCUACUAAAUGUAUUUCACAAGGUGAACUCACAUCUUCACUGAAACUACAUAGCCUGAUUCAAUUUACUGUGGGAGACAAACAUGUAACAUAUGAAUAGUAUCAAUUGUAUACAUAAUGAUAUACAUAAUAUUAUUCUUGGCCAUUAUUUUCUCUUUUUGUGGCCCCUUUCUUUGAAAUAAAAAAAAAACCAAAUUUUUACACCAUACGAACAGAAAACGACACAAAAACAAAUAAUUGUACAGGUUGUGUAAAUACUGAAUACUGCGGUGAAACAGUUACCUUGUUUUUUUUGUAUGGAAACUAUCAAAGUAAUCUCAAUAACAAAAUUAACCACGUUAUGACAAAAUUGCAAAAAAAA